Messenger RNA from Diospyros lotus (date-plum), 1273 nucleotides. Its product is annotated as adenylate kinase-like. The record is from RefSeq and is a predicted model, not a curated record. Bases 65 to 934 code for a protein of 289 amino acids. The transcript is spliced from 4 exons. Gene Ontology annotation, biological process: nucleobase-containing compound metabolic process. Gene Ontology annotation, cellular component: cytoplasm; mitochondrion. Gene Ontology annotation, molecular function: AMP kinase activity; ATP binding. Lineage: Eukaryota; Viridiplantae; Streptophyta; Magnoliopsida; Ericales; Ebenaceae.
CUUCUCUCUCUUUCGACGCGAGGUCAGGUUCUAGAGCUCGGAUCCGUACUUCCCAUUGGCGGCAAUGAACCGCCUGUUGAGACACUCGCCGAUCUCCUCCUCCUCCGUCGUCGCCACCGUGAGGAGGUGCCUAUCCACAGCUGCGGCGUCUGAGGUCGAUGCUCGCUUGAAAUCCCCCUUGUACCCUCACGGUUCUCUCCCCCCGAGCGCAGAUCCCAAGGUCAGGAGCGUCCAGUGGGUGUUCCUGGGCUGCCCGGGUGUCGGAAAGGGCACUUACGCCAGCCGCCUCUCCGCCCUCCUUGGUGUCCCCCACAUCGCCACUGGCGACCUCGUCCGGGAAGAGCUCUCGUCCUCCGGCCCCCUCUCCCAACAGCUUGCAGAGAUUGUGAACCAAGGGAAAUUGGUUUCAGAUGAGAUUAUAAUAAGCCUGUUAUCUAAGAGACUUGAGUCUGGAGAAGCUAAAGGUGAAUCUGGAUUCAUUUUGGAUGGGUUUCCUCGAACAAUAAGACAAGCGGAAAUCUUGGAUGAGGUCACAGAUAUUGACUUGGUCGUUAACUUAAAGCUCCCUGAAAGUGUACUUGUUCAGAAGUGCCUUGGGCGAAGAAUGUGCAGCCAGUGCGGGAAAAAUUUUAACGUGGCGUCCAUUGAUGUCAAGGGUGAGAAUGGGAGUCGUGGAAUUAGCAUGGCUCCGCUUCUUCCUCCUCCAGAAUGUGUUUCAAAGCUCAUCACUCGGGCCGAUGAUACAGAAGCUGUAGUAAAAGAGCGCCUUCGUGUAUACCAUGAAAAGAGUCAACCUUUGGAGGAGUUAUACCGUGAUCAAGCAAAAUUGCUCGAGUUUGAUCUUCCUGGAGGGAUCCCAGAAUCGUGGCCAAAGUUGCUGAAAGCCCUUAAUCUCGAUGAUGACGAAGAGAAGCAGUCUGCUGCAGCAGCAUAAUCGUGGCCAAUUUAGUGAGUUAUAUAGACAAGCAUUCUUUGGCAUCGUUUAAGGCAAAUGCCAAGUAAUUUUGCAGAAUGAGGAGGUUAUUUUAAUUUUGAUUUUAGGUAUCUGCAAUGAAAAUAAAAACAAAGCAGUGAUUAACCCAGCUAGCCAUAUGGGAUCGUGGUGGCUGCCUGGCAGUGGCUGGGCUUUUUGGAUAGCUAUUACACAAUACACAAUAGUUAUGUUGUAACCUUAGGGAUGAAACCAUGUCCAUGAGAGUUUUGGGAUUUUACAUUCUAUCAAAUAAAAGGAGGCAUUUUCCAUGGUUUUAUAAAGUGUUUGGCUGUUGUGGAC